Grus americana (Whooping crane) is the source of this 6719-nucleotide messenger RNA. It is a transcript of the gene SLC35G1, whose product is annotated as solute carrier family 35 member G1. Lineage: Eukaryota; Metazoa; Chordata; Aves; Gruiformes; Gruidae. Gene Ontology annotation, cellular component: endoplasmic reticulum membrane; plasma membrane. The transcript is spliced from 3 exons. The record is from RefSeq and is a predicted model, not a curated record. Gene Ontology annotation, biological process: regulation of cytosolic calcium ion concentration; calcium ion export across plasma membrane. Bases 1022 to 1975 code for a protein of 317 amino acids.
UCCCUUUUAUCAAAACACUACCUCAAAGACAUGGCGUUCUCGCUCUUAUCUUUAGAGGGUGUUGUAGAAGAAAGGUAACUCCCAAUGUUUUAUGCAGACAGAAAGAAAAGAGAUAGUGAGGUAACAUCCCACUCAAAUUUUUCAUGUGUUCUCUUUUCCAUGGUGUUCACCUCUAGGUUCAGCGGAAAGACUGUUGCUUUUACACAGCAAUGCAAUAAUAAAAAAAGUCUGAUUUCUUGGGAGGGUGCGUUGAGUUCAGCAGCAGUUCACCCUGUUGGGGUUUUUUUUAAUUAUGUUUUUUAUUUAUUUCAUAGUCGAGGGUGGAGAAGAUGAGUGGAACAAGGAAGAGAUGUCACUGAAAAGGGCCUAAAGCAAUGAGGAAGCCUGAAUAGAAACCAUUAGACUUGGGAAACUACUUCAGGAAGAGAAAGUCUGAUAAAUAAGCAUAAUCUAACGUGAAACUAAGGUCUUCAUGGAACUGUGAUACGUAUCAGUACUUUAAACGGGCCUAUGUUGUUUUAAAAUUAGUCAUGUAAAUUUCUUCUGCUUAAAAAUAUAUAUUUGAUGUUUAUUUGAAGGAAAUAUGUGGAUUCUUACAGCACAAUAAUAAUGUUAUAUACAAGUUCUGUAGGUCUAGGCCAAAUUUAGGAUGAUUUGGGUGCAAAAUAAUGAGGUAUAACAGAAGUGAGGUUCUGCACGCAAUUUUUAUGUGUGUGUGUGUUUGUGAAAAGGAAAUUAAAUUGUUUCUUAGGAACCUUAAUUAACUUACUACCUGGGAAUCAUCCAAUUACUAUGUAAGUUCAGUGUUUCAGAAUCUGACCAUGGACCAUUUUGCAGUCAGUUGUAUUUACUGAUCCUUGGGCCGUGGUCAGAAUCGUACAGCUAGUCUGAUGCCUUGAAGAAGUAAAGCCUACUAACUCAUGUAGAACUGUGAGAUGCGUAGGAAUGUAUCCAAAGUGUUAGAGUUCAUCUCUUAUCUCUGGUUUUAAGAAAAAAAAGGAGAGCUGUGGUGUUCAGUGAAAUGUAUUUUCAAGGAACAAAGAAGAAAGCUGCCUGUCCGGGACUUGGUCUUGUUUAUACCGUACUGUCUGCCUUCCUUUUCUCAGUGGCCUCUUUAUUUCUUAAAAAAAUAGAAGAUGUACAUUCAGUGGAAGUGAGUGCAUUUCGAUGUGUUUUCCAAAUGGCAUUCGUUCUUCCUGGCUUAAUAUACUACAAAACAGGGUUUUUGGGACCAAAAGGUAAAAGAAUUUUUCUUUUCUUCCGAGGAUUCCUUGGCUCUAGCGCAAUGAUUCUUCUCUACUAUGCUUUCCAAGUCAUGCCACUAGCUGAUGCCACUGUUAUAACUUUUAGCAGUCCUGUUUUUACGUCAUUGCUGGCAUGGAUCUUUCUCAAAGAGAAGUACAGUAUUUGGGAUCUUCUGUUUACCCUCUUCGCAGUCACUGGAGUGAUUCUUAUUGCCAGACCACCAUUUCUGUUUGGGUCAAAAGUUGCAGGGAUUGAAGGAAGUUACACAGAUCACCUUAAAGGAACUAUAGCAGCAAUUACGAGCACAGUAUCUUCAGCUUCGACUUUUGUUAUACUAAGGAAGGUGGGCAAAUCUGUGCAUUAUUUUGUGUCAGUUUGGUAUUAUGCAGUCAUUGGUUUAAUUGGAUGUGUUAUAGCAUUGUUUGUUAUGAAUGAAUGGCGUUUACCACAUUGUGGUAAAGAUAGAGUUCUUCUAAUAUUAAUAGGCUUGUUAGGGUUAGGGGGUCAGAUAUUUCUCACAAAAGCAUUACAGAUAGAGAAAGCUGGACCUGUAGCCAUAAUGAAAACAAUGGAUGUGGUGUUUGCUUUUAUUUUACAAAUUCUUUUUCUCAAUCAUCUACCAACUUGGUGGACUGUGGGUGGUGCUCUUUGUGUAGUAGCUAGUAGUUCUGGAACUGCCAUUCGUAAGUGGCGACAAACCUUGAAAAAAGCUAAGCAAAAUGAAAUCUAACAAUACAGACACUAAUUCAUUACAGAAACAAGCAAUCUUGAAAUAUAUAUACAAUAUUUAUUUUUAUUUAUUUUAAACCUAAUUUACCAAAUUGUAAUACCAAGUUUUAUCCAAUAAAAUAAGUUGAUUUUUAAAAAAAAACCAAAAUUGAAGAUGUUUUAACAACUGAUUAGGUAUGUGCUUUUCUUUCUUAUGUCUAGGCAUGCAAAUAUGAGAAAUAGAAAGAUAUUUAAAAGUUGCUUGCUUCCUAUCAGAAGUGGACAAUAGUUUUUUGGCUUUUAUUUUCCUAAAAUUCCUGAUUCUCCACUUCUUAGACCCUUUCUCUGUUCUUGUGAGCAGUGGAAAUCAAUCUCCCAGGCUUAUUUAAUACUGUUCUGUGCUUCAUUACCAGAGGGAUUGCAGUACAAAAGUUAGAGGGGAAUGAAGAGUUAUAAUCCUAUAAACAUCCAGCUUUUAUAGAACAGUUAAAGUGUGCACAUUUACAAGCUUUCUUUUUUUUUUCUUCACAAAACAGAUGCCAAAUGGGGAUUUAUUUUUAAUUUGGAUUCUAAAAGAACAAAGGCUAUUUCAUCUUUCCAAGUGAUAUCAAGAGAAAAUUAACUUGUGAAAAUUAUUUAUCAUCUUUGCUUUCUUCUUAAAAGAAUUUCAAAUGUUUGCACUUGCUUUACAGGCAUAAUGAAACAACCUAAUCCCUUUUUUUAAAGUGUGAUUUAUCCCAAUAAACAUGUAUUUCGUUGCUGCAGUCUCAGUGAUGAGACACAACAUUUAAUUGUAUACCACUUGUAAAUUGGCUAUUUCUUGUGGUAUGGAAUGUUAUGCUAUAGCUGCACUUUUCUUUAUUCUAUGCAAAAGAUUAUAUUUUUUAGGUAUUUAAUAUAGGUUAUUUUAAAUGCUGCUUAUGACCCUUUUGUUUAGAUUCUUGUAUACAAAAGUUCUUUAUGAGACCAAGUUUAAGUUGUCUUGGCCUUCAUAAAGUUAGGAGGAUUUACAGUAAAGCAUUUGCCUGUUUCCUAAGAAUUUACAAGAGUACAGAGUAAUUGCAGUUUCACAGAAGAUGCAGGUUGGCCAAGGUCAUAGCAGAGAUUCUACAGAACAGGUUUGAGGAGAGCUUGGUGGGAGGCUGGAGCUAUGCAUGCACAUCUCAUGACAUGGAGGCAUCCACACUGCACAGCAGGCAGUGCGAGUGAGCAGCUUCAGCCCUGUUUCUCCAGAUGGCCCUUUUAAAUUUGCACUUAGUCACUUCUCUUACAUAUCUUCUUGCUUUUAUAGGCUUUAUUUUGAUAGUAACAAAUACUAAGAAAAAAGGCUUGUGUUACUGAUCUUAGUGUCCUUCAUGUUUGAGGAGGAAUAUAUGUUUAGUAUCAGGUAGGGGGAUUUUCCCAAAUGGAAUCUUAUGUACCUUUGAGUCUUGUCUCAGUAGUGCUUAAAGAAAAUUUUAAUUUGGAUCUUUAUUUGGUCCUUUGUAUCAUGAGAUGCUUUUCAGUUAUUUACUCCAGUGUUUUUCUAAAGGGGAAUGCUGUGUUCUGUGGACUUGAUAUGUUUUUUUCAAAAUCACUAAAGGUGGCAGAUGUUUUCAUAUUUUGAUUUACAGAUGUCUAGUCAUGUAUAUUUUCUUUUGCCAAUAAGCAUUGCAUCCUGGCCGGGCAGAUCUAGGGACUUGAGUCCCGAGGGACUGGAAUGUGUAUAGUACUUUGGGAUGCAUCUGGAUGUGAAGAGCCAUCUUUGUGCAGGACUCUGUAUGCAAACCAGCACCCUGAAUCCGUAUACGUUUAUGGACGCGAGCAGAUUCCACCUGAGUGGUAGAAUCAGUUCCUGCUUCCAGCUACCCAUUCUCUGCUGCUCCUGAAGGCUGAAGUUCAGCUACUGGUGACAAGGUCAGGAGUAGUAUGAAACUGCUUUCACAUCUCUUUUUAAAGCCUGAUGUAAUAAUAAAAUACCAGUUUGGCACCCAUUUCACUUAAUACUCAAAACAAUCCCAGUUUAUAAUUUCUUCUGCUGCUCAGCCAUUACUGCCACUGAGCAACAACUUUCAGGGGAGGGAAGGAAAAUAGACUGCAGUUUUUACUGCUUCAUUUCGUGUUUAAUAUGCACGUGUUUGAAUCGACACUUACAAAGGUGUGGUUCCAAAGCAGUUCAGAUUGACAUGAACUUGGGUUGUCAGCUAGUGCUGCUCCCUCCCGUUGGCUCAGUGCUCAUGCUUGUGUGGUUGUGUGGUGAGCUGGCCCUGGGAGCUGAUCCAGCUACAUAACUGUUUAGUAAGGUUGUUGGAGAGGGCAAAACCAGAGUAGCCUGAACUUGAUGUCAGUGUGAAAGCAUGAGGAAAGGGAAUUAGAUAAUAGUUUAAAUUACAGCAUAUGAAUGCUGCUUUGUCAGUACGGAAUAAAAAUAAUGCGGACACUUAUAUUGAAAAAUCUCUAGGUCAUACGAUUUUGCUGAGUGUUGUUUACGCUUAGCAGAGAAGAACAGGCAACUGAAGAAAGGACUGUUUUCUUGCCGUUAACACAUAAGUAAGUCCAGAAAAUAAGCUGACUUAAUCAACAACCUGAUACAGUGAUUGGUAAUUUUUCUCUCAAGUUCUUGCAGAAACUCUUUCAAUAUAUUUCCAUACCUGUAGUGCCAAAAACCCCAGAUAAUUUUGUUUUCUUUAUCCAAACCUAUAGGGUUUCCUUAUGGACUCCAUCUACUUACUUCCUUUUGCUGUUCCUAAACCUUCCUAAAAUAUUUAAGUCAUUAAAAUAAUAAUCUAAACAAGAUCCUAUGUUGGAGAACAUCAUAUUUUUUUGAACAUUAUUUUGAUCCGUCUUUUAGAGAACUGUUUAACUGGUGUGAGAAUGAAGGACUUGACUUCUCUAGUCAUAAAGCACGACGAGCUAGCUUCUAUAACUAGCUUUCCUAUAUGAUUUUGGGAAUGGAAGACAUUUAAGCUUUAAGUUUUUUCAACCACCUCAAUUUUGUAAUUUUUCUUCCUUUCAAAUGUAGGUUGAAAACCUUAAUUUUAGUUGGAAGCCUUGAAGAGAAUGAAAUUAUACGAAAGUAUGGAUACCUUAAAGUGUUGGGGUUUUUUUAAUUGGAAAUAUUUCUUACAAUUCCUGUUAAAGUGGUCAAUUUUUUUUUUCUUCCAGAGCUUAACAGUUUCAGAAUCUGAAAAGAAACUGGCUGAGCCUUGAUUCUUUCAGAUUCUGAUUUUUCCUUUUUAUUUUCUUUUUUCUUUUUCUUUCCUUGGAUAGACUUUUGUCUCAAAAUCUUUUUUAGCUUUUUUAAGUUUUAAUAUAGCAAGUUUCUCAGGAUCAAAUGUUAUUUUUCUGAGCUUUGAGUUAGAAAUAUAUUAUUAACAUUCAUUGCCUGUAGUGUCUUCUUGUGAUCUUUACAGUAUUUUUAAGUUCAAUAAAUGUACUUUUCUAAUAGGAAGUCCUUCCUUUGUAAUAUGAUGGAAAAUUGUUGCAUUGCGAUUGCUAUGCUAUGAAGUUAAGUUUCUCUUGAACUUCAACAUAUCAAUUCAAAGUACUGAUCUCAGUGGAUCCUUAAUAGAAAGAGUAAUAAUUAAUUAUUGGUUGUUUUGCGCAUAAACACAGAGUAAAAAGAUGUAGUUGUCACUGAUGCAUCACAAGCAUGUUUCUUACAUUCUUUACUAUGCAAACCACUGUAAUCAUCUGUUGUCUUCGGUGGGACUUUAUAGCCUUAAAGCCUUAUGUACCCAACUUUUCUGUAUAAAGCUGAUGGCUGAGAAAGCUACGUACUGUCACUGUGCAGCAGCCACUUUAUUUCAGGUUAAGUUAGUUGUGAAAGUAUGCUCUAAAAGCUCUCUAAAUACAUCUGCAGUAAGAAUUUGACAAGCUCAUGGUGUAGGCAAGGGCAGUCCACAUAAUUAAAAUGGAUUUCCUGCAUUUGUCUAACACCAGGCAUGAAGUAACCUCAGCAUAACAGCAUUGGUGAAGUAACUAGUUCAAUGUGUCAUUUUUCUUCUGAAACUUGAAACUAGGCUCUUUCUCAAUUCCAAAAACUUCUCUAAGAUGUCUCUUCCUGUAACUGAUAAUGACAAGAUGGGUAAUACUACCCUUGAUCAUCGUUUAGUACAAACUCUUCCCCCCUGCAGUAUUUUCUCUUCCUUAAGCUUUUGUUCAAGAGCUGUCUGUGGGAAGAAAGUUUAUUUAUAGAGAGGCAGCCUCUUGAAGAGUUAUUUCCUUGCUAACUAGCAGCAGUUAACCAGGAAGAGACUGUUCUCCAGUUCUCUAACCAUGAUAGGCUCAUCUGUGGCAUCAGUCCCACGAGGGCAAUAGAAGCAUUAUCUCUGUCCCUGCAUGGAUUUGGGGUCGGCAGUGCUGACAGCAGAUGCGCAGCGCUGACUUCAGCAGGACGUUGUACUUACCAACAGAAUGUUUUUGUGGUCAUAACUGCCUGUUCAUCCAAAGAAAAGUUGUGGCUUUACGUUCCUGCAGAUGCAGGUAACUUCAGGGUGGAACAUACAUAGACUUUUAUGGUGAUAACACUUCUGUAUAUCAGAAUAAGUAAUUUCCUACGUUACGUGAGUUACUGUUGGACAAAAAGGGGGCAAAAAUACCCUCAGCAUUCAUUAAAGGAUUUUUACUAUGUCCUAUAUAUUGUUAAAUAUAUGUUGAAUUAUAUGUUUUGUAGCAGUUACUGGCUUUGUUAUGUAGUAGUAUAUUUUUAUAGAAAAUUCUUAUAUAUUGAAAUGCUAAGAAUAUUUUCAUAAGAGAUUUAUAUUCAUAAUUGCUAAUAAAAUGAA